This is a messenger RNA of Amoebophrya sp. A120, 1123 nucleotides long. The record is from the annotation of a GenBank genome assembly. NCBI's taxonomy places the organism in Eukaryota, Dinophyceae, Syndiniales, Amoebophryaceae.
AUGGAUUCGUGGAACUCGAAUAAGUCGAAUAGAGCGAUGCCGAGUUCUACUUUUACCGGUGCCACGACGUUGAGCCAAGGUAAGAAUGCGCAUUUGCGAGAGGACGGUGGAGGUGAAAAUCAAUUUUCGCUUGGAGUACGGCAUCAACAAGCACAAGAUUGUCCCAUCCAUGAUGGCCAGAAAUCGCGUGCCCACCGAGAAACCCAUAAUUCGAGGAGAAAUCCCGUAGAAGACGAUGUGGAGAAGAGCUUCGGUAUUUCCGACAACAAAAGGCGGGGGAAUCAGCACAGUAUGCUGGAUGUUCCUGUUGUUCACGACCAACAAGUUGUCGGGGCAGCUGCGGACGAAAAUAUUCUCUUCGCUGACGUGUCCUCGUUAAGCGUAGAUGCGCUGGUAAGCAGGUUCGGGAAUGACAUUUCCGCGCUCGCACACAUCGACGAUCAGGACGAAAGCUUUAUUGCAUUUUCUGAGAAUAUUAAAACAUCAUCUGUGCCAAAAGCUCCUACUGCCGGUAGUUCUAGUACCAGCACAUUUUCUUCAAGAUGCGGCACAAAAGCUACAAACCGACGCGACGACGAGACGCCGCAGCACAGCAGCUACCGUGCGGUGAAAGGGCAAUUUCCGGCUGGAAGUAGUUGUAGGAGCGCGAUAGUACCACCGUACUCGUCGCGGAAGCCGCUCGGCCCGUACGACAGGCCACAAGAAAAGUCUCCAACUUCGCGUCAACGCUGUAAAAAAGUAGAUCACGUUGCUGGAGGAAAAAUAGCUUCUGUGGGUGAAGAUGGGUCUUCUAAGGCGAUGAAAGAGUCCUCGUCAUCCUCAUCUUCUGCGGGCGGUGCUGAAGUAGAACUGGAUCCUUCCGAGCUUGGCUUUGUAUUGGGACUGAAGCUGAAUAUGUAGCGAUGCAUUUGUCCUUCUCGCAAAAGCUGGGAUCUAGACAGUGCAUGCUACGCCAUAGAUAGAUCUUCACGAGUCUUUUUCUACUUCGCUGUAAGUACUACUUUGAACGACACAUACAUACUCCUUUCGAGAAUGGCAAAAGAAACGUGACGAAACCGCGCUUCUACUCAGACCGGCAGAAAAGACGGGUUUCUGUCUUUGGUCGUGUACAUGUACGUCUUUG